Messenger RNA from Drosophila ananassae, 771 nucleotides. Its product is annotated as cilia- and flagella-associated protein 298. The coding region runs from base 1 to 771 and encodes 256 amino acids. The record is from RefSeq and is a predicted model, not a curated record. NCBI's taxonomy places the organism in Eukaryota, Metazoa, Arthropoda, Insecta, Diptera, Drosophilidae. Gene Ontology annotation, biological process: regulation of cilium movement. The transcript has 4 exons.
AUGGUGGUUCUUCAAGUGAAACGUGGGGAUGAGACCCUCUUCCUGUUCGAGACCAGUGUUAACGAAAAGUCAGACACCGUACUGCGGGAUCUGGUGGCCAUCUACAAUGGGCAGUUGAAGGUGCAGCGCGUCUGCAUGGAAAUCGAGGAGCUGGCCGAGCACGGCACCAUGCUUCCCAGCGAAAUGGUUGGUCUCAACGACGACCAGAUCGAGGAGCUCAAGCUGAAGGAUGUGUGGGCCGAUAAAUGCAUUCCUUCUGGUGGGUUCAGUUUCAACAAGGAUCCCCUCUCCCGCCGCAACGGCCAGCAGCCCACUGAGGCCAUGCGGAAGGUUCUGGCCAAUGCCAUGACCGACGCCAAGGCCAUGAUAGAUCGGAAACUGGCCAAAUCCUCGAAAGCUCUGACCCUUAAAAUAGUCGAGGAGGCCAUGAACCUCCUGAGGGGCGCUGUUACCAUCGUUUAUCCCAUGCAGUUGCCGCCCCAUGACACGAUUCGCAUGGAGUUUGCCAACAUGGAGGACCUAAGCGGCACCCAGGCCUCCAAGGAGGUCAUUGAGCCCUCGAAGGCCCAACUAUGGUUCGCCGGUAAGCAGAUCCUUAUGGGCAAAAUCCUGAAGGAUUACUUGGGCGGCAAUGACAAGACCAAGGUGGUGGUCAAGAUAAAUCAACUAGGCGAUGGACCUCCGGCAAGGGAGGCCGUAAUAUCGGAGCACAUACGCCGCCAGAUGAUGGCCGAUGCCUUCCGCCGCCAGGAGGAGCUAAAGUUGGUGUAA